GGGGGAAGCCAGCCCCCCAUCCCUGGAGCAUCAGGCCGUUGUGGUUAUCCCAGCCCAUGCUUCUUUCCCCCACUGGCCUGUUGGGCUCCCCCCAAGACCCAGGGGUCUGCUUGGGUCAGGACUGCGCACGCCUGUUCCCUUCAUGGAGAAGCCUCCAGGCUGUGCUGGGUGCGAGGUUGUGUGUGUCUGGCCUGGCCCUUCACCUGCUUUGGUGAGGAGGCACAGCUGUCUCGUCACGUGAGAGUCAGGCCUCCGUCUGAAAAUGAGGAACAGGAAACUGCUGGUUCCCAAGACCGAAGCCUCCACGAAGCAGACUCGGAUUGUGGCCGCAAGCCUUCUGCCUCCUCGCUUCCCACACCCAGGAUGCGGCAGCCUCUGCCCUUUGGCCGCCGAGCUGCGCCCUCCACCGACGGCACCAGUGCUUAGAGACAGAGGAGGGCAGGGGACCAGAGCCGCCGGGCCAAUACCAGGGUGGCCCCAAGGGAAGUGGCUUCUGAGGGGGGGACCAGGCGGACAGAGAGCUGCAGGCCGGACACAGAACAUUCCUGGUUGAUCUCCAAAGGUGGGAGCCCCCUAACUCAGUGAUGCUGCACUCGCUUUGUGCCCCACAACUGCCGGUGGGCGGGCAAGAGCCACGGCUGAUGCCCGGCAGCUCAAGAUGGUGGCUGGCGCCAUCUGAGCCUUCGCAGGUCUGCACGCGUUGACCUCAAGGCCGCUGCGGGGCUGUCCGUCUGAGGCGGCUGCUGCACAGCCCAGCCCGCCAUGGGGCAGGAUGGAAGACGGGAACCAGCCCCUCCGGGUCUCUGCAUUGGGAAAUUCUGCCCCCCAACUGACUCACUGUUUGUUGAAGCAGCAAGUCUCAUUUCCUUCCCCUUAUUCAAAACCUCCAGAGCACGCGCUGAAGGCCCCCAGAGUCUUGUGAGUCUCAGCCCUGUGAGGAAGACGUCCCCAGCCCUCCGGAGGGAGAAAUGCAGCCCCCCAAGAUCUCUGUGGGGCCAGUCCUGUGGCUCGCCAGCUGGUACCUCCUUGCAGCAGGUCACCCGUCAGCGCAGGAGGAGCCCUGGCAGCCGUGCCCCCAGCAGCCGGGCUCAGCGAACUGCUCCCGCCCCACAAACAGAUCGGUCACUCUGGUGCCCUCGUUCACCAAGACCACCCACCUGACCACCCACCCCACCACUCAUCCCCCGAAGCACACCACCACCCACCACCACCACCACCACCACACCACCACGCCUCGCCACACCACCACCACGGCCCCCGCCAACCAGACCGCCACUGCCCUCCACCCCACCACUGCCAGCAACCAGACAGUGUCACCCCACCACCCCACAGCCCCCGCCAACCACACCACCACUGCCCUCCCCACCACCCACCACCACACUGCAGCCCCACAGCCGACAGAGGAGCCCGUUGUGCCCGUGGGAAAGUACGUCGUUAAGAAAGGACCCACCAUCUGUCUGCGGGCAGAAAUGGGGCUGCAGGUCCAGGUGCGCUACACGGGCAAAGAGAAGCAGGAGCUCUGGGGAGCAUUUCCCGUGCAGCCCAACCGCACCCACGUCUCUGGGACCUGCUCUAACAAGACGGCCACCCUGGAACUGCAUUUCGCAGAAGGCUCCAUUCUCUUCACGUUCAAAAAGGAUGAUGCAAAAAACACGGCUUACCUGAGCCAGGUGCAGGCCAAUCUGACAUACCAGUUUCCCCAGGCUAAAGAGAAGUUCUUCAGCGCCAAUAACGCCUCCCUCUGGGAGUUCGCGGCCCCCCUGGGAAAAUCCUACCAGUGCCACAACCGCAGCGUGGCCCUCAGCGACGGCUUCCGCCUGAACGCCCUGCAGGAGCGCGUCCAGGCUUUUCAGCUACAAGGGGGGACGUUUGGGGAAGCUGAGGUCUGUCCCGAGCAGAAACGCUCCAUCGUCCUGCCCAUAGUUGUGGGAUUGGUCCUCUGCCUCCUCAUCGUGAUUGUCCUGGUGGCUUUCGCUGUGGGCCGAUGGCGAGCCCACACAGGUUAUCAGUCCCUCUAAGACCCCUUCGCACACACUUCAUCGAGCUGCAGCUGGACCAGCAGACCAAGGACUGGACUUGGGGCCAUCCAGCCGCCUGCUGGAGCCACCUUGGGACGGACACGCAAAGACCUCAAAUCCGCUCCUCCGCCAGCUGCUCUUCUCGGACCGGAUUCGAGCAGGGCACCUUCAGGGGAUCCAAGCUUUUACCAAAUAAUCUUGCUGGUUGGGGGUGGGGGGAAGAGGUGGGAUGUUUAAUCUUUACAGAUACCAAUACUGUCAGAUCUGGCCCAAAAAAAGGCAAGGCGGGGUGUUGGAGAAGCACACGGGGCACGAGACCUGGCUGGGUCACGUGGGAAGCUUUUCCUCCAAAGAGGAACGCAGCUGUGGCGAGGCUGCCUCCCAGCCUUCAGACAGCCAAUCUGGGGACGCUUUGAACUCCAUGUGAACCAACUGCUACCUACUCCAGAGUAAACAAAAAGGAACUCCAUAGUUUGGGGGGAGGUUUUGCUUCGACUAUGGAAACGGGAUCGGGGCUUUUCCCACUCUGUGCACAGCAAACCGCAUCACCAACUGAUUUCCCAUUAAAGAUCUUGAAACGCCUC
This is a messenger RNA of Python bivittatus (Burmese python), 2602 nucleotides long. The record is from RefSeq and is a predicted model, not a curated record. NCBI's taxonomy places the organism in Eukaryota, Metazoa, Chordata, Lepidosauria, Squamata, Pythonidae.